AUGCCUAAUGCAAUAGAAAUCUUAUAUAAUAUAAGUUCUCCCCAACUACUUGUCCCGGCUCUAGCACUGCACACGAGGGUACAGAAAGCCGCGUCCAACUCUGCGGACAUAUUUUUCGAUGCCCUUGAGUACCACUCGGAUACUAUGAUAGAAGCGUCUCCUAUGAAAAAUUCACUGCUCGCCAGGCAAUACCAAAACAUGCAUGACGAUCGUCUGAAGCAAGACGAAGAGUAUGUGUUUCCUGUGGGGGAGAACAACAGGAGAUGGCCUCCUCUGUACAAGAGUCAGGCUGAUGUGUUAUUUGACUUCUUCCUUGGAUUCCUUGAGGGGCCUUUGGCCAGUUGGAAGGAGGAACUUUCCGUCAUUAAGACUACAGAGCUCUAUCAUUUGUCUUCUCUCAUGUUUAAGUUUUACGAUCCUGUGCGUGAAACUUACAUCCCUUCCUACGAAAUGAUUCAAGAGUAG
Fusarium redolens is the source of this 465-nucleotide messenger RNA. RefSeq lists its product as uncharacterized. The coding region runs from base 1 to 465 and encodes 154 amino acids. Lineage: Eukaryota; Fungi; Ascomycota; Sordariomycetes; Hypocreales; Nectriaceae. The record is from RefSeq and is a predicted model, not a curated record. The transcript has 5 exons.